Messenger RNA from Condylostylus longicornis, 1527 nucleotides. Its product is annotated as forkhead box protein biniou. The transcript is spliced from 7 exons. Gene Ontology annotation, molecular function: DNA-binding transcription factor activity, RNA polymerase II-specific; RNA polymerase II cis-regulatory region sequence-specific DNA binding. Gene Ontology annotation, biological process: animal organ morphogenesis; regulation of transcription by RNA polymerase II. Lineage: Eukaryota; Metazoa; Arthropoda; Insecta; Diptera; Dolichopodidae. Gene Ontology annotation, cellular component: nucleus. The record is from RefSeq and is a predicted model, not a curated record. The coding region runs from base 1 to 1527 and encodes 508 amino acids.
AUGAUUAAAACGGAAGAGCAUAUUGAUUCUAGCUCAUCCCAUCAUAAUUUAUAUCGUGGAUUAACGUCAAAUAUAAUUCAACCUUCACAAAUAAUAUGUGAUCAGCAAAGGAUUAAUGAUUCACCAAAUAGUCAACAUCAUACAUCAUCACCUUAUAUUGAUGAUAAGUCUUUUAUUGAUCGUCAAUUAUAUAUACAUACCACAUAUAAUCAAACAAUAUCUCAGAUGCCAAAUACAAUGCAAAUGACAUCUUCAUCAUCAUCACCAUUAAUUAUGAAAUAUGAUUCAGCAUCAUAUUCACCACCACGGCAACAGCAACAACACCAACAACAUCAACAACCUCAACAGCAGCAACAACAAGAUCAACAUUAUGAUUCAAAUCAUUUAAUUAAUACAAAUACAAGUAAUAGUGAUAAUACUAUCCGUAAUAAUAAUAAUAAUAAUACUGGUCAAUUAGAUAUGAAUUCAGUUACUUAUGAAAAUAAUUCAUCACCAAAUACAAAAUCAAUUAUUAAUGGUAAUCAUUCUAAUCAUCAACAUCACCAUCAUGAACAAACGAAUAAUGAUAACAAUCAAAUUGGUACAACAACUUCAUCAUCAUCUGUAAAUGGUACAACAACACCAGAUACAACAAAGAAGAAUACAUCAGGACAACGUCGUCCUGAGAAACCUGCUAUAAGUUAUAUUAAUAUGAUUGCAAUGGCUAUUAAGGAAUCACCGGAUGGAAGAUUAACAUUAAGUGAAAUUUAUAGUUACUUAAGGAGAAAAUAUCCCGGAUUUUGCAAUAGUCAAUAUGAUGGCUGGAAGAAUUCUGUAAGGCAUAAUUUAAGCUUAAAUGAAUGUUUUACGAAAAUUCAAAAAAAUCCUGCUUUUGGAAAACCUGGUAAAGGACAUUAUUGGACAAUAGAUCCUAAAUUUGAAUAUAUGUUUGAUGAUGACAGCAGUUUAAGACGCCGUCCAAGAGGUUUUAAAAGAAAACAUCAAACACAACAAAUGAAAACAUAUGCAACAACAGCAUUUUAUACAACAAGUCACUAUGAUAGUGCAGCAUUACCAGAUUGUUAUACUACAACACAUCAACCUUAUGCAUUUGACUAUCAUACACCACCGGGUAAUUAUGUAGAUAGUUGGACAAGCAAUGGGACAUUACCACAAUAUUCAAAUAUAAUGCAUACAUCUGCUAUACAGCAACAACAGCAACAACAACAGCAGCAACACCAUCAGCAGCACGAAAAUAAUUCUCCGCCUCCAGGGGCAAUAGCAACAAAUCCAAAUAUGGAUUAUGCCGCUUAUCAAUAUGGAACUGCAACGGGAUAUAAUUUAGAUAAUAAUAGUUUACGAACAAUAUCGUUACCACAGAUGGGAACAUUACCCUCAAUUCCAAUUACAAUGGGAAGUGCUGUUUUAGAACGGAAACCUUCAUUAACUUCAAUGACAUCAUCACCAUUGCAUCAGAGUCGUGUUGAUAGUCCAAUUUCAUCUUUAAUAGCUCCAACUUAUUAUGGUCAUAUAAAAUAUUCGAAUUGA